Messenger RNA from Parastagonospora nodorum SN15, 555 nucleotides. RefSeq lists its product as hypothetical. Gene Ontology annotation, molecular function: beta-phosphoglucomutase activity; sugar-phosphatase activity. NCBI's taxonomy places the organism in Eukaryota, Fungi, Ascomycota, Dothideomycetes, Pleosporales, Phaeosphaeriaceae. The transcript has 3 exons. The record is from RefSeq and is a predicted model, not a curated record. The coding region runs from base 1 to 555 and encodes 184 amino acids.
AUGGAAAUGCCGUCACUCGGCCAACUAAACAACUCAGACAUAAGUCAUGCCGAAGGCCUUAUCCCGAAGGAGUUUGGCCAAGAUGCUGUGGAGAUUCCCGGUUCACGAACUCUACUGGAGAAGCUCGAAGAACAAGCUAUCCCCUGGUGUAUCGUAACAUCCGGAACCCGACCACUUGUCACUGGCUGGCUUGAUGUUAUGAGUCUGAGCGAUCUGAGCAGCCAGCGAGAGCUGGCCCACCCGAAGAAGCUGGUCACAGCUGAAGACGUCGAGAGCGGAAAGCCGGAUCCCGCAUGCUACCAACUAGGGGCGAAACUACUUGGUCUGCAACAACUCAGUCCGUCCAUCGUGGUGUUCGAGGACGCGCCUGCUGGAGUGCGAUCUGGUAAAGCUGCUGGAUAUACCGUUGUGGCACUUUUCACAACCCACAAGCUAGAACAACUCAUCGAAGCUGGCGCAGACUACAUUGUCCAAGACAUGCGGAGUGUGACCAUCAGUUCGUGGGAUAAGACGACAGGGGUCGCACAACUCAGCAUUGCCAACGCCUUGGUGUAG